Molecule: messenger RNA, 984 nt
Organism: Plasmodium vinckei vinckei
Lineage: Eukaryota; Apicomplexa; Aconoidasida; Haemosporida; Plasmodiidae
Product: eukaryotic translation initiation factor 3 subunit I, putative
Exons: 3
Coding region: 1-984 (327 amino acids)
Biological process (GO): cytoplasmic translational initiation
Cellular component (GO): cytoplasm; eukaryotic translation initiation factor 3 complex, eIF3m
Molecular function (GO): protein binding; translation initiation factor activity; RNA binding
Source: RefSeq, a predicted model, not a curated record
AUGAAGAGAAAGUAUUUAUGUGGUCACAAUCGUCCAUUAACUCAUGUAAAUACAAACUGUGAUGGAGAUUUAUUAUUUACUACAGGAAGGGAUAAAAAGUUCAUUUUAUGGAACUUGGCCGAUGGAAAUCAAAUAGGCCUUUAUGAAUGUAGUGGAGCUGUAUAUAAUUCUGAUGUCACAUUCGAUAGCAAAAGGGUAGUAUGCUCAUCAGCAGCAAAUAAAAUAUAUAUAUUCGAUGUAUAUACUGGAGAAACUUUAAAAGUUAUUGACGAGUCAGGACCUGUACGUUUUGUCGAAUUUAACAGAGACCCAUUAAAUCAAAGUAGAGUAAUUGCUGCAAUUGAUAGACUAAAAGCAGAUCAUAAAAGAUUUAUAAAAUUAUAUGAUUUAAAAAGUGAUACAUUAAUAUGGAAACAAGAACAUGAAAGCCGAUGUAUACAAGUAAGAUGGUGCUUUUUUGAUAAAUUAAUUUUAUCUGCUCAUGAAAAUGGUGAAAUAGUAAUAUGGAAUUCCGAAGAUGGACAUCAAAUUCGAAAAUUCCAAGCACACACAAAAGAAGUUACAAAUUUAUCAUUUGACAAGGAUAGAAUGAUUAUGCUAUCAUCUUCAACUGAUGGAACUGCUAUUUUAAGAGAUGCAGUUAAUUUUGAUAUUAUUAAUGAAUAUAAAGCAGAUCGACCUUUAAAUACUUGUGAUAUAUCUCCAUUAUUUCGAAGUGAAAAUAAUCCAAAAAAUCAUAUCAUUUUAGCUGGUGGUCAAGCCGCAGAACAUGUCACUACUACUGCUACUGGAGAAGGUAAAUUUCAAACUUUACUUUAUGACAUUAUACAUGCCAAUGAAUUGGGAAGUAUUAAGGGACAUUUCGGUACUGUUCACUCAAUUAAAUUUUUACCACAUGGGGAUGGUUUUGUUUCGGGAGGAGAAGACGGUUUUGCUAGAAUUUACCAUUUUGAUCAAGACUAUUUUAUAGGAAAGUAUGAUUAA